Messenger RNA from Impatiens glandulifera, 414 nucleotides. RefSeq names its product zinc finger protein ZAT11-like. Bases 1 to 414 code for a protein of 137 amino acids. NCBI's taxonomy places the organism in Eukaryota, Viridiplantae, Streptophyta, Magnoliopsida, Ericales, Balsaminaceae. The record is from RefSeq and is a predicted model, not a curated record. The transcript has a single exon.
AUGUCUAAUAAGGUGCCGAAGAUACUUAAGAGAUCGUUGAACCUCACGGCCGAUGGACUCUUUGAGUGCAAGACUUGCAACGAAGAAUUCCCCUCCUUUCAGGCGCUUGGCGGGCACCGGGCCAAUCACAAGAAGAAGCCCCACACUCAAAAGUUUGCACUUGGUGGCCACCACUACUCCUGCUCAAUAUGUGGCAAGAAGUUUCGCAUCAGAAAUUCGCUUGUCACCCACCUGCGCCGACAUAGAUCUGCCAACAAAAAGUCUAGCAAUACUACUAAUGGCUCAAAGGGAGGAGAUCAGGAUGACCAGAAAAAUAAUGGAAAGGAGCCAAUUCAAAAGAAACAACAUUUGGAUGUCGAUUUGAAUCUAACCCCAUUUAAAAAUUUCGUGGAAAAUGGAGUUUUGAUUUCCUAG